AUGAAAGCUAUAAUAUUUCUUGUACUUUUUGUGGUAAAAAAUAUUCCUGGCACUCCUAUUGCUUUCAACGGCAAUGCAUAUAUAUCUCUGGAUUUGAAAUCGACUGAAUCGAUAGAGAUCCAUCCCGGGCAGCUGAUUUUACAGCUAAGAUUCCGCACCAUACACCCGAAUGGGCUUCUUAUGUACAGUAAAGGAGCCAGUGGCCAAUAUUUCAGACUAGAGAUCAUCCAGGGAAGAAUAAGCUAUUCCUCCUAUUUUCAUGGUAGCUACCAAAAUGGCCUCCUCACAAUCUUGUCCCCAAAUAAAGACCUGUAUGAUGACAAAUGGCACAAUGUGACACUCAUUAGACACGGACGAAAAUUUUCCCUCUGUGUCGACAAGAUCACUGCAUUCCACAUACACCAAGGAGAGUAUGAAAAGCUCGACAUGAAUGACGUCAUUUACGUCGGUGGAAUGACGGAGCAAAGUUACCACUCCCUACGCGUUACAGGGUCUAAAAAUUUCCGUGGAUGUCUUAGAGAUGUAAAGUACGGCAACGUAAAUAUUCUGGCUGGUGCUUUAAUGGGACUACAUGGUUUUGAAAUCCAUAAAAAAAUUUCAUUCCAGUGUAAAUCUGCAGCUCAUCGCAUUUUUUCAAGCAUCAGUCCUAAUUUGAGCGUGCGGAUACCUUACAGAGCAAUGGAUGACUGUUUCUUUACGACAAGUUUUCAGUUCCGUACCUAUUUUAAAGAGGGUUACUUCAUUUCGGUUAUUUCACCCAGAGUGAAGUCUUACCUUUUUCUCUCGAACGGCGUUCUGGUCUUGAAAGUCGUUGACGUUAGUGGAUUCAAAUCAGAGCUGAGACUGGGCACUAACCUUAAUGAUGGUGAAUGGCAUCAACUGUCAGUGCGUAUAGCAGGCUUGGAAAUUGUUUUACAACUUGACGGACAGGUCACGACGAAAGAGGUUAAUAACUCUCUUUUAUCGAUUAGAAAUUCCAGAAACAAGCUCCGACCAAAGAUUUCUCUUGGGAAAGAAAGGAAAAUGAAAUCGAAUAAAUCGGGCUUUGUUGGGUGUAUAUUGGAUUUGAUAAUACAGGAUCGUCAAAUUCCAUUGAGCGGCAUACGAAGAAAGAAGUACGUUCAGAGUGUGGUGAUGAAAUCUUGUCAUUUGGAAAACUACUGUGAGCCUAAUCCUUGUAAAAAUGGCGGGCAAUGCUCGCAAGAUUGGAAGCAGUUUUAUUGUAAUUGCGAUCACACAGAUUUUGAGGGUGAAAUUUGCGAAAUUUCGAUUUACAAGCCAACUUGUGAACAUUACAGAUUCAUGGGGCUGCAGACGAGUGCUUUAUGUUUGUUGGAUUCCAAGGGAGAAGGACACCCUUACACUGCAUUCUGUAACGUAACACGCUCGUCACGAACAUACACGAUUAUAGCUCACAAUAAAAUGGCGGAAACUCCCGUUGGAGACGGGGAACUCUUGGACGUCCUCUACAGCCAUGAAAUCACGUAUACUGCCCGAACAGGAAUGGAUCAGAUUGAGGCUCUGAUAGAGAAAAGCAAACAUUGCCGUCAGUAUUUAGAAUUUCAUUGUUUUGCUUCUAAACUUUUUAACGCGCCUCGGGGAUCCUCACAAGCGUUUUGGUUAUCACGUGACAAGGUAAGACAGGAAUACUGGGGAGGAGGACAACCAGGGAGUAAAAAGUGCGCAUGCGGAGUGACCGAGCCACCUUCAUGUGUGGGUAAGAAGUUCUGCAACUGUGAUGCCAGGGAUAGGAUUUGGCGCGUUGAUGCAGGGUACUUACGUGACAAGAGCACUUUACCUGUGACUGGGCUGCUUUUCAACAAGAAGAGCAAGAAAUCAGAUUUCACAGUUGGACCAUUAGAAUGCUGGGGAACUGAGGAAGACAGCGAAGCAUCAGCAAGCUUCGGUGAAAAUCUGAACGAAAAACAAGUUGAUCGUCGAUUGAAGAGGGUCUGCCUAAGUGAGUCAAAGUCGGAGAAAAAGUUUGUGAAGGAUUCACUGGAAAGCCCACAAUUUUCAAGCACCACCCUAGAACAGAGUCAAGGGUCGCCAAGUAACAUCACGUCUGUAACAGCAAACGCUUCUCAAAACUUUUCUAUCCUUUCAGAAAACAAAACGUUUACUGUUAAGACCCUUCAAAGUGGGAAUUUCAGCCUGGACAAUUCCCAGAAAGCCAAUGCAAUGGAAAAAACCGCAAACACGGAUAAAAAUGAAGAAACUGGGUUGUCAACUAUGGCCAUUGUUGUAAUGUCAUUUACACUCACCUUCGUUAUUUCUUUUUUUAUCGUAUUUGACAGAAUCAAUCGAAAAUUGAAGUCUCCAUUCCCUUGUAGAUAUUUUGGGGCAAAAAAGUCAUUUUUCUUUUGUGACCUUGUCCGCGACGACAAAUUUAAGCAGAUAUCCGAGAUAGUGAUCGCAGAAAUAAACGCCGACGAGGCAGAAUCUGCAAUUGUGCUAUUCUUUUUAGGCGCCUCGCAGAGUCGAACUUGCAAGUACGCGAUGGGUCUGCAAUACGGUUGGAGCCCUCUACUGCUUUUUCUCACUCUCGAAUUUUCAAUUCCGAUAACAUUUGCCUCUCAAGUGCAGCUCGAAGGCAAAAGUUAUAUCACUUACGGCAUAAGAGAAAACACUGAUCCUCGAAAAACUAAAAUAACGUUGCGAUUCCGAACCAUACACCCAAACGGCCUUCUCAUCUUCGGAACCGAAGAAACAAAAGUGAUGGAUUACCUCCAACUUUGCCUCCACCAUGGACAAGUGCGUUACCUUGCUUAUCUUGGAGGCAAGCAUGAUUCGGGACUGGUAGACAUUGUUCAUUCAAAAAUGAAAUUGAAUGAUGGCAAAUGGCACAAUGUGACUGUGCUGCAAAAGGGCCGGAAGGCGGAGGUAACUGUAGAUUCUGAACUAACAAUUUCUGGAAUUACGCGACAAGAAUAUGAAGAUCUUGAUUUAAAGAAGGUUUACGUCGGUGGAAUGAAACCCACUGAAUACAAGUCUUAUGUCUACUUGAAAUGUCCAAAAAUCAAUUUUAAUGGUUGUAUAGAAGACUUGACAUUCCGUGAUAAAAACGUCAUCAGAGAGGUUGAACGCGGUUCUAACUCUGGAUAUUAUCUAUUUGGACAAGCGCCGUUUAAAUGCAAGGAACUCGACUAUCGUGUUGUAACAAUGAAUAACCCUAACGAGGGUUUCAAAGUGACUGUCAAAAAAUUACCGAUAGAUAACGACACAUUUUCUGCCAGUUUUCGGUUCCGCACGCUCGUGGGUGAUGGUCUUCUUCUAUCGCGUAGCGCCAUCAAAGUCAAGUUAUACAUCCGUCUGUCAAGUGGCUCUUUGCGUUAUGACGUCAUUGCUCCGAAUGGAUCUAAGACUGAGUUGGCUAUGGGUUCUAAUCUUGACGAUGGAGAAUGGCAUAGUGUGAACGCAAGUAUCCGAGGAAGAGACGUGAGUCUUCAUGUGGAUGGUAAACCGAGAACAAAACAAUUUAAUCAUUCACUUUUAAUGCAGGAAUUCUCAAACAAGUCUCGUUUAAAGAUUUUUCUUGGGGGCUAUGACGCAGAAAGAAGACUCUAUUCCGGUUUCGUUGGUUGCAUAUUAAAUUUAAAAAUUGACAGUCAAAAGAUAUUUUUAAAGAAUCUUAAAAUGAGUAAACACACCAAAGAUGACCUGAAAUAUUCUUGCCGCUUACAGAAUCACUGUCAGCCGAAUCCAUGCAGAAAUAAUGGUAAAUGUUCUCAGGAUUGGGAACGUUUCUAUUGCGACUGCAAAUAUACUGAGUUCGAAGGAGACAAAUGUGAAACAUCCAAGUACAGGCCAACUUGUGAAUAUUACAGGUCCCUUGGAUUAAAGAGAAGCAUGGCAUGUCUGCUAGAUUCACAAGGAGAUGGAAAACCUUACACAGCAUUUUGUAAUAUAACGAAUGAACAUAAACGGACUUACACCGUCAUAACUCACAAUAAAAUGAACAAAAUACGUGUUGGCGAUGCUCCGGUCGUAAAAACGUUUUAUCAACAUGAUGUUACGUAUUCUAACUCAAUUGAAAAGGAGCAAAUCACUCAGCUGAUAGAAAGAAGCAAGGAGUGCCGCCAAUACAUCCGGUUUCAUUGCUUCGCUUCCAAACUUCUUAACACGCCUCGCGGACCCUCGCACGCGUUUUGGUAUACACGUGACAACUUGCAACAGAAAUACUGGGGAGGAGCUGAGCCCGGAAGUGACAAGUGUGCCUGCGGAAGCAAAGAGCCUUCUUCUUGUGACGGCCCGGGAAAGUUGUGCAACUGUGACAUCAGAGAUAACCGGUGGAGAGUUGAUGAAGGGUAUUUGACAGAUAAAUCUUCUCUUCCUGUUAAAAGAUUGCAAUUCCAUAAGAAAAGUGAGAGAUCUGAUUUUACGCUCGGCCCACUGGAAUGUUGGGGCAAUUCCCAUAGAGAAAAAUUUCCUCAAAAAACUCAAAGGAAUCCAAAGCCAGGUUACCGCACAAACGAUGAGAUUAUAGCUUUAGCUUGCCCGAGUAAGGAGUCCACCACUCCGUCCACUCGGACACCUAGUACAACUCUUACAACGCCGACAGGAACGACUAUGUGCCCCAGCGAGGAUAAAGAAAGGUGCUUAAAUUCGUCUUUGUCUUCUUCACUAUUGGUAAACUUUACAUCGCCUACUGUGACGGCAGAAAUGAUUAGACAGGAGGAGCCUUGGGAUGAAGGAGAUAUUUCAACCAUUGCAGUUGUUAUGAUUUCUGCUGCUCUGGUUGUUAUAGUUCUACUCUCAAUGAAAUUCGCCCUUCCACGUGUUAUCAUGUGUAUUCGAACUCAUAGUAAGCGCGGUGAAUACAUUGUCCCCCCGACUGGAUCGUCUGGAUAUACGGCAAGAUUACUUCCUAUUGUGGCCAAGAGGUCGUCCAUCCGAGGAAAGCAGCUAACACAGUGCAGUGGCAAUGGCAGGUAUGUGGAAGGCAAUGGAGCAGCUGGGCUCAAGUCAUAUUGGGUGUGAUAUGACGUUUAUAGACUGAAAAUGAAAUAAAUGAGUUGAGGGCCCGUGAUGUUGAGGAGUAGUAAAAGUUCAAAGACAGAACGACAUGCUAAAACUGCGCUUGCGCAAGUGAGAUCAAUAUCUAACGUGUACAUUUCAGAUAUAAGGAAGAAUUUGGUAAGUGUCUAAAUUGCUUGCAGUACGGUCGGAACGUUUGUCACACUAAAAAAAAUAAGAAAAUUUUAUUAAUACAAUAUCUUUACGAUGGUGUAUUAUACACGUAAUUUUGAAAAAGGAGAUCAUUAAGUUCAAUUUAUUAGUAUUCAUGGAUGUAAAGUCAAUUAAAACAAUUUUACACAAUGUAAUGUUUCAUCAGA
Molecule: messenger RNA, 5336 nt
Organism: Pocillopora verrucosa
Lineage: Eukaryota; Metazoa; Cnidaria; Anthozoa; Scleractinia; Pocilloporidae
Source: RefSeq, a predicted model, not a curated record